This is a messenger RNA of Eupeodes corollae, 4264 nucleotides long. Its product is annotated as nuclear factor NF-kappa-B p110 subunit-like. Gene Ontology annotation, cellular component: cytoplasm. Gene Ontology annotation, molecular function: protein binding; DNA binding; DNA-binding transcription factor activity. The record is from RefSeq and is a predicted model, not a curated record. Gene Ontology annotation, biological process: canonical NF-kappaB signal transduction; inflammatory response; cellular response to stress. The transcript has 2 exons. Lineage: Eukaryota; Metazoa; Arthropoda; Insecta; Diptera; Syrphidae. Bases 1498 to 3969 code for a protein of 823 amino acids.
AAUUACGAUAUUCCAAACAAAAAAAUGUCCGGCUUAAGAAGUCCCCCAGGUCGGCCAUUCACGACACAAAAUAACUACACAAUUUGAUAUUUUACUCAAGUCAGUCUUUGAUAAAAGAUAAGGGCACAGUUUUUUGUUAGAGAACAUGUCAUUAUUAUCAAAAAAAAGUCUGCAAAAUGAAUGUGUACUCCAGGAUUUUUUUUCCAAUGAUCGGUUGUUCAGAUUUUCAUAUUUACGUUACGAAAUAUCUGCACAAGUUGAUGAACCUUAGCAUAUAUUAAAGGUGUUUUGAUUUUUACGCAGUUUAUUGUACAAACCGUACAAACAGUCCCAUUCACAACUCAAAAAAUCUGUUAUUUUGUGCCGCAAUAACUAAACAAAUUAUUAUAUACACUGAAUACGCACAGACUUCUUUGAAAAUACUUUCACAUUUUUCGCUUAUAUUGAUGGGUAUUAUGCCUUCUGUAGGGAGUAGUAAGUAUCAAUAGAUGUAACAAAAACCCUCAAUAUUUAAAAAAAAGCAUUUUAGAAAAUAUGUGUGCAAAUAUAUUGUAUGAUGAUUUUACAAAGUAAACAUUUUUGUUUUCUAGAUAUAGUUUAAAACAUUCUAGUCUAACUAACUAAGUAGUUUUUGGAAAGUCUAAUUUUGUAUGGUUCUUUAUGUAACUCUAUAUGAAGUUUUGAGUAAACCAUAAAUUUGAUCCUAGUUCUUAAAAAUACCUUUUAGAGUUAAUUUUUAGUACUGAUUUCGAAUCCAAACUUUUAAUUUACUAUUUGCUGAAGUUUAAAAAUCAAGCAAAAUAGGAACAAUUGGGGGUCAAAACAUUUAUGUAAAUUAAAAAUAAAAUUAUAAAUAUAUUUUGCACUUCGAGAUUUAACUUCAUUCCUCGAAUUGUUAAUUAUAUUAAUAAUUUUAUUUUGUAUUUACAUAAAUGUUUUGAAAAUCAAUUUUCGUAUUUAUUAAUUUUUUAAUUGUUUCAUUGCAAAAAUUACAGCGACCAAAAAAGUUGACGGACAACUAUAUUUCCACUUAUUACAAUAAUUACACAAAUUGGUCAAACAAUUUAUUCAAUGAAACAUUUAUCUGUCGAGAAGUGAAUGAACUCAUACCUUUCCUCAGAUAUUAAAAAAAAAAAACAACGUUUAAAAGUUUAUUCUUUUCUAAUAUUCCUCAACAGUACCAAUUUGAAAAAAAGAAUGGUAGCCUGGCAAUGAUUGUUUACGAUUACAGAAAUCAACAGCAGAAACAAAAACUGAAACGUCAAAAUUAAAUUGUACAAUGUACUCGACUAAGAAUUUUAUUAACAUUUUUUCGAUGCACUUGUUUAUAUUUAUUUUGCUUUAUGUAUAAUAUUAAAAAAUUAAAAUUAUUUGUAAAACUUCAAGUAAUAUAACUGAUAACUAUACAUAAAACAUAAACAAUUAGCAAUUAGCAAUUUUCCAAAAUUCAGCCGCUCAUUGCAUGUGAAUUUGUUAUUCUCUCGACUCCUACACCCUAUGCUAAAGAAAACCACACUACAGCCCACAAUGACCACUCAUCCAAAGCCUCAACUAGUAAUCUUGGAACAUCCAGUUGAUAAGUUUCGUUUUCGUUACAAAUCCGAAAUGCACGGGACCCAUGGAUCUCUGACUGGUAGUCGAUCUGCAAAGCACAAAAAAACAUACCCAGAAGUUGAGCUAAGAAACUUUAACAAAUCGGGAAUUAUUCGCUGCAGUCUGUAUCAAACAAAUUUAACUAAACCAUCAUUGCAUUCCCAUUUGCUGGUAGUUCAUAAAGAAGACAAUGAUGUCAGUGAUCCACACGAUGUACGUGUUUCCCCAGAAUCGGGUUAUAUCGUUCGUUUCGAAAACAUGGGCAUCAUUCAUACAGCAAAAAAGGACGUGGCCAAAGAACUUUUGCAGAAAAAAAUCCACAAACAAAAAUUCGAUUUGCAGCGUGAUGGAAUGUCAACGCAUGAAAUCAAAUCGUUGCGAGAUGAGGCGGAUCGGGAAGCUAAGCUUAUGAAUCUUAAUCAGGUAUGUCUUUGCUUUGAAGCAUUCGAAUGCACAGAUGACACAAAGCAGUUUAAAAGGAUUUGCGAACCUGUAUACUCAAAUCCAAUUAAUAAUCUCAAGAGCGCUCUAACGGGGGAAUUAAAAAUAUGCCGCCUAAGUAUUUAUACAGGAAGUGUGGAAGGCAAUGAUGAUUUGAUACUUUUAGUAGAAAAAGUCAACAAGAAUAAUAUUAAAGUUCGUUUCUUUGAAUUACACAAUGAUGAAGAAAUCUGGGAGGCUUAUGGAUCGUUCACCGAAGCCGAUGUCCAUCACCAGUAUGCUAUUGUAGUCCGUACACCGCCAUACCGAGACAAAGAGAUAGAUAAUCAUGUUAAUGUUUUUAUUGAGUUGGUUCGUGAGAGUGACAACAAACGGAGCGCUGCAUUACCUUUUCGAUAUAAACCAAGGAGAAUUGUUAUGUCACGAAAAAGACGAAGAGUUUCAAAUUCAUCAUCGUCUUUAAAUUCAACAAGUCCGGCCAGCUCAUUCGAAAUGCCCGAAACGAUGCCCCACGAAAUACAAAAAUUGAAUCUUGAUUUAAAAGCUUCUUGUAUAAGUCGGGCGUCCAGUAGCGGCUCCUGUGACACAUCAGAGUCGAACUCUUAUGUAUGUGAGUUUAAAACGUUCAUGCAACAAGUGGACAACGAUUCAGACGAACUGAAAAAUUUAUUUCAAGAGUCAAUUUUUGGCUAUUCCGAUUUUUCUCUAUGGGACAAUGAACUUCAGGUCGAUGGUGAGGCCGUUGUUAAGAGAACAAACAAAAAAAUGGCAUUCCAUCCUGCAUUGAGACUUCUGAUAAAAACAUUCAAUGACUGCUCAAAAAUCGGAUUGGGGAACACCAUUAAAAGAAUUCAGCUAAUCUUCCACAUUUAUGCUGCACAAAAUGACAAUGGAAACACGAUUGUUCAUGAUCUUUGCAAAAAAUCUAAUAAAGAAGAAGCAGGAAUAGUUUUCAAAAUUUUAUCAAAGCUAAAUUUGUCGCAUUUGUUGCAUCAAAUGAACAAUAACAGACAAACUCCGUUACAUGUAGCUUGCUUGCUUGAUCAAUCUGUGUAUAUAAGACCUUUGAUUGGCAAUAACUGUGAUCCUAAUGUACAAGAUAUUGAUGGAAAUACAGCUUUACACAUUGCUGUCCGUGACAAUUUGUUGCAAUGCAUUGAGGGCCUAACCUCAAACAUAACGUCAACUAAACUUAAUGUCAAUCUUCCUAACAACGAUGGUAUGACUCCUUUGCAUUUGGCCAUCCGCAAGAAUAAUAUUGAUUUUGUAAGGAUCCUUCUGCUUAAGUGUAAUGCGUCUGUUAAACUUGCAAAUUCACUUGAUGGAAAUAACGCUUUGCAUUUGGCUGUUCAACAAGAAAACACAGAAAUUAUCAAACUCAUUUUGGAAAGUACUGAUCUAUCAAAUUUAAAAAUAACCAAUUUAGCAGGUCACACACCUGUUGAUUUGGCGAAGACCCUUAAGGAUCCCAAACGUAAAGAAAUUCUCAAUAUCUGCAGGUGUCCCACUUCAGAAUGUAUCAAUGACGAAACAGAUUUCAAUGAGAGUAGCAAUUCAAGUGCAGAAGAUGAUGAAAUGUCAGUGGAUAUAAAGGUGAUCGAAAAGAAGGAGCUGGAUCACAUGUCAUUGCAUUUUAAAGUAUCAGAGAAGGAAGAGGAAUUAAUUCGAGAACAGAUUCAAAAAGAUGCAUACUUUUGUAAAAACCUUUCCAACAUUUUAAGCGUUGAUGGAAAAUGGAAGCAAUUUGUCAAACAACUAAAAUUAGACCACUUACUUUGUAUAUGGUGUGAUGCUGAGUCCAUGUUAAAAUCCGUUUUAGGAGGGGUUGAAUGCAUUAAAUUGUUGAAUGUAAUUAAUGCCUUGGAAGCAGUAGACGAAAAAGCUGCUUUUGCCAUUACGUCAUACAUAAAGGAACAUUCAAUUAAUAAUAAUUAGUUUAAGUUUAUUGUCGAUCCAAUAAUAUAGUUAUUUAUUUUGUAUUUAAUUUAAUGUUUGCGUCAGCAUAUUUGUCAUAUUUGAAGAUUUUAAAAUAAAAAUGAUAAUUUAUUAUCAAUUUUUACUUGUUAAAGAAUUUUAAAUACAUUUCCCAACGAAACGCUGUUUUUAAUAUUUAUUUAAUUAUGUGCUCAGCUUAAGAAAAACAACAUUAAUAUCCAGUUUGAAUAAAUAAGGUCUCGAAAAAAUUACGAAAGUUUAAUCUUUAAGAAAGUUUUUCUUCAUUUGAAAAUUA